Molecule: messenger RNA, 3530 nt
Organism: Crotalus tigris (Tiger rattlesnake)
Lineage: Eukaryota; Metazoa; Chordata; Lepidosauria; Squamata; Viperidae
Gene: RHOBTB2
Product: Rho related BTB domain containing 2
Exons: 11
Coding region: 174-2423 (749 amino acids)
Biological process (GO): small GTPase-mediated signal transduction
Molecular function (GO): protein binding; GTPase activity; GTP binding
Source: RefSeq, a predicted model, not a curated record
CAUGGGUGAGUGGAACACUUAUAAAUUACACUAGCCUGCUCACACCAGUUAGAACUUCCAAGAUCUUGGAGCUUGGGCCUCAGAUUCCCAGAGACAGAUCCAGAAGAGAGAAAGAGGCAUUGUCCGUGCCUCGGAGCACUGUCGUACAGAUUCUUGAGGAGACAAAAGAAGAGAUGGGAACCAGAGACAAAAGUGCUGACAAACGGAAAACUAAGAUGAACCAUGCACUGUCCCAAUUAAUGGAUUCUGACAUGGAUUAUGAAAGGCCAAACGUAGAAACCAUCAAGUGUGUUGUGGUUGGGGACAACGCAGUGGGCAAGACUCGGCUUAUUUGUGCCCGCGCAUGUAAUGCCACACUGACUCAGUAUCAGCUCCUCGCUACCCAUGUGCCCACCGUCUGGGCUAUUGAUCAGUACCGUGUUUGCCAGGAGGUACUGGAACGCUCCCGGGAUGUUGUAGAUGAUGUUAGCGUUUCCUUACGGCUUUGGGAUACCUUUGGGGACCAUCACAAAGACAGGCGUUUCGCUUAUGGAAGAUCCGAUGUCGUAGUAUUAUGUUUUUCCAUUGCUAAUCCCAACUCCCUCCACCAUGUGAAGACCAUGUGGUAUCCCGAGAUUAAGCAUUUCUGUCCCAGAGCACCGGUCAUCUUGGUGGGCUGCCAGCUUGACCUUCGCUAUGCUGACCUAGAAGCAGUGAAUAGAGCCAGGCGACCUUUAGCCAGGCCAAUCAAACCAAAUGAAAUUCUGCCUCCAGAGAAAGGACGAGAGGUGGCCAAAGAGCUGGGCAUCCCUUAUUACGAGACCAGUGUAGUAGCCCAAUUUGGCAUCAAGGAUGUCUUCGACAAUGCCAUCCGAGCUGCCCUCAUCUCCCGCCGGCAUCUCCAGUUCUGGAAGUCCCACCUCCGUAAUGUUCAGAGACCUUUGCUGCAGGCCCCUUUUUUGCCUCCCAAGCCUCCGCCCCCCAUCAUUGUUGUGUCCAACCCUCCUUCCAACAAUGAAGAGCGUCCAGCCCACUUGCUGGAGGACCCUUUGUGCGCAGACGUUAUCCUGGUACUGCAAGAGAGAAUCAAAAUCUACGCGCACAAGAUCUACCUCUCUACCGCCUCCUCUAAGUUCUACGACUUGUUCCUGAUGGAUCUGAACGAGGAGCACCAAGAGGAGAUGGCGGGAGGCGGCAUCAGGAUGGGUGCUGCGGAGCGAGCGGCUCCUCAGGAACGCCACCAUCACGGGCGGGAAUUCCUCCUGAGGGCUGCUAGCUUUGACAUCUGUGAGAGUACAGAAGAAGCUGGUUCCGGCCAGCAAAAACCGUGCCUUAGAGCCUCCACCAGCGAUGGGAUUUUGCGGGGCAAGAACUACGGGGAACGAGGGCUAAAGAGAGGGAGGAUCCUCUCCUCUUGGAGCCGUGCCUUUGUCAGCAUCCAGGAGGAGAUGGCAGAUGACCCCAUGACCUACAAGCCUCGGCUAAUGGUGGUAGUGAAGAUGGAUCCCUCCAUCCAGCUGGGACCAUUCAGGGCCGUGCUAAAAUACCUUUACACCGGGGAGUUGGAUGAGAACGAGAGAGAUCUCAUGCAUAUUGCUCACAUUGCUGAACUGCUUGAAGUCUUCGACCUCAGGAUGAUGGUGGCUAACAUCCUCAAUAACGAGGCAUUCAUGAACCAGGAGAUCACCAAAGCCUUCCAUGUCAGGAGAACCAAUCGGGUGAAAGAGUGUCUGGCCAAGGGGACUUUCUCUGAUGUCACUUUUAUACUGGAUGACGGUGCUAUCAGUGCUCACAAACCCUUGCUGAUCUCCAGUUGCGACUGGAUGGCUGCCAUGUUUGGGGGUCCUUUCGUUGAGAGCUCAACUCAGGAGGUAGUGCUACCAUACACCAGUAAGAGUUGCAUGCGAGCAGUGCUUGAGUACCUAUAUACUGGCCAGUUUUAUUCUUCUUCAGACCUUGAUUACAUGAAACUCAUCAUCUUGGCCAACCGCUUGUGUCUGCCACACCUGGUUGCACUCACAGAACAGUUCACUGUGUCUGGUUUGAUGGAAGCAACACAGAUGUUAGUGGAUAUAGACGGUGAUGUCCUUGUGUUCCUGGAGCUGGCUCAGUUCCAUGGUGCCUACCAGUUAGCCGAUUGGUGCCUCCACCAUAUCUGCACCAACUACAACAAUAUCUGUCGCAAGUUUCCUCGGGAAAUGAAAGCAAUGUCAGCAGAAAAUCAGGACUACUUUGAGAAGCAUCGUUGGCCCCCCGUUUGGUACCUGAAGGAAGAGGAUCAUUUCCAGAGAGCCAGGAAAGAGCGCGAGAAGGAAGACUACCUCCAUCAGAAACGGCAGCCAAAGAGACGGUGGCUCUUCUGGAAUGCCUCUUCCCCUUCCUCAUCUGCCGCCACAGCUUCAUCUUCCUCUUCUUCCUCCUCCUCUUCCUCUGCUGUAGUUUGAAGGUUGCACUGCCUACGCUUCGAUGGCUUUUAGAAGGUGUGAGCCUACUGGUGCCCGGCGUUCCAAAGCCGUGGUGAGAUACCACUGGCUGAGGCCCUCAGAGGAGAAAAAUCAGCAUGAAUCCCCCUGAGAGGCUGAUGAGAAAAACCUGAAGGAGAGCAGCUCGGGAGCCAGAAUACCCAACAACUCAUCCAGAGCUCCAGGUGGUCUCCAUCCCUGCCUCGGCUAGUCUAGAAGCACAGCAGACGGAGAGACCACCACCGAUGGAAUGGAAAGCAGUCCUGUUUCUUUCCAAGAGGCUCACUCAUCUAGAGAGACUGACCUUGUUUUGCAGAAAUGCUGGAGGAGGGUGUUUUUGUUUGUUUGUUUGUUUAAUGGGAGAAAACAAUUACUCCAAGAAAGGAGGAGCCAUUCUGUAUUAUUUUUUCCUUCUUUUCCCCUUUGUGAAAGAAAGUUGUUUUUUUUUUAAAAAAAAGUAUGAACGUACGUCACAUCGACCAUUCUCUGCACCUUAACAUUUCAAGCUAUUGCAGGUGCUGUGUGUCCCAGGACUUUGUUUUUCCUUUUCUGGGUUCCUUCCCGAUGGGAAGAGGGCCACUUUAUUUUGGUUGCACUUAACUUCUACCCAGGCACUUAUCUCUAGAUGUUUUGCUUUGAGCAAGGCAUGUAUCCUGCCAGCAAAUGGCUGUGGUCUCUCUGUUCCUGAAAGGUGCACACCCCUAUGAAGGAGACGCUGGCCUAGAGAAGCACAGAUCCUCCACUGGGGUUCAAGGGCAAGAGGGGGGGAAAAAUGACCGUAGGAUAGAAAAACCAGCUUGGCGAGGCUGGAAAGCUGUUCCCACCCACUUUUUUUCCUUAAUUUUGUCAGUAGUUUGCAACACAAUCUACAAGACUGACCAGAUUAGGAGAAAAAUGGGAAGACGAGAACAAUGCCGCCUGAUUUUGGCCAUAAUGCUUGAGGAUGUGUUGUGGAUGAAAGAGUAUAACCCCUCCCCCCACACCCCCAGCAGUUAAUGUGCUGUUUUAAUAAAAAAGAAACACCAACCAAUACACAUCUUGGAUUUUAGUGUGGAAGAUUCUGUUGUAAUAAAUGGUAUUUUAAAGAAA